AUGGCAAAAUCCAGACUUGCACCUUUAAAGGGUUCUACCAUACCAUGCUUAGAACUAGCUGCAGCACUGGAAGCAGUGAGACUUGACACACUUUUGCAAAAGGAGCUACAAAUGCCACUAGAGAAAUCAGUCUAUUGGACAGACAGUACCAUUGUGUUGUGGUAUCUACAAACUCCUGAAAAAAGAUUUCAGACAUACGUAGCUAACAGAGUGGCAAAAAUUUUAGAACACGCCAUACCAGACCAAUGGAGAUAUGUGCCCACCAUGCAGAACACUGGGGAUAUUGCUUCAAGAGGAAUGACAGCACAAGAACUCCUUAAUGAGGAGCGAUGGUGUAAGGAACCUGCUUUUCUGUUCUUGGAUAUAUCUAGUUGGCCAAAGCAACCUGCAUUUGACUGUGCUAAGCUAGAGGAUAUAGCAGAAGUGAAGCGAUUUCCAUUAGUGUAUACCAUGAAGACUGAGGAAGAUCACCUGGGAAGAUUUUUUGAUUACAACUCCACCUGGCACCACAUGAAAAAGGCAGUAGCUUGGUUCCUGAGACUCCGCCAGAUUUUACGCAAGCAACCAUACCUAAAAGGCCCGCUGGUAUAG
Scylla paramamosain (green mud crab) is the source of this 591-nucleotide messenger RNA. RefSeq lists its product as uncharacterized. The transcript has a single exon. The record is from RefSeq and is a predicted model, not a curated record. Bases 1 to 591 code for a protein of 196 amino acids. Lineage: Eukaryota; Metazoa; Arthropoda; Malacostraca; Decapoda; Portunidae.